CACAAUCACCCUCAUCCAACACCUCCCCCAAGAUGAAGAAUCUCACCAUAGCCCUAAUGCUGAUAGCCACCACCUCCCUCCUCCUCCUCCUCCCCACCGCACGCGCCACCGGCGCGUGGGUCGAAACCAUCACCAAAGGCCACAAAAAACUAACAAAAUUCCACUUCUACGUCCACGACCCGGGCGCGGGCCCCAACGCCACGCUUUUCCGGGUCGCGAACGCCUCCAUCACCGACACCUCCCCCACGGUCUUCGGCCAGGUCAUGGUCUUCGACGACCGGGUCACGGCCGACCCUGACAUCAAAUCGGCCCAGGUCGCCCGGGCCCAGGGCACGGCCGCCUCGGCCGACCUCCAAAACCUGGCCGUCGCACUCACCAUGAACUUCCACAUCACCUCGGGGGAGUACAACGGGAGCACGGUCUGCAUUGCGGGCCGGAACCCGCUGCUCGCCCCGUCCAGGGAGGUGCCGGUGAUCGGGGGCACCGGCGCCUUCCGUUUCGCUAGGGGAUAUGCGAUUACGAGCACUUAUUCGAUGGAUUUGCCUGCGAGUUAUAUUGUUCUUGAAUAUACAAUUUAUGUGAUUACUUCUGAUCAUGAGAUUGUGUGGCCGAGCACUUGAAUUGAAUAAUUAAAGUGUGUUGUUGUGACAUCUUAUUUAUGUGUUGUUUGAGGUUUUAUGCAAAGUUUUAAUUAUUGUUUUUAUGAUUGUAAGAAACCGUUUAUGUUAUGAAUAAAAGUUUUUCACCGUUUGGAUGGUGUUUAUUGUUUA
This is a messenger RNA of Salvia hispanica, 770 nucleotides long. NCBI's taxonomy places the organism in Eukaryota, Viridiplantae, Streptophyta, Magnoliopsida, Lamiales, Lamiaceae. The record is from RefSeq and is a predicted model, not a curated record.